Prosopis cineraria is the source of this 679-nucleotide messenger RNA. RefSeq names its product phosphatidylinositol transfer protein sfh5-like. The transcript has 2 exons. Lineage: Eukaryota; Viridiplantae; Streptophyta; Magnoliopsida; Fabales; Fabaceae. Bases 154 to 432 code for a protein of 92 amino acids. The record is from RefSeq and is a predicted model, not a curated record.
UGGGCUUCCCAAAAAAUAUCUCAAUCCAUAAAUACCAAAACUUUAACCUAACAAAUCACAGAAAAGACCCUUCAUUCAUUUCACAUUCUCUGCUUCAACCUUACCUUCCACUGUUAUCUCUUCUUCAAGGCUUUGAAACUAAGAAUUGUUGAUAUGGGAAACUGUGGGAGUGCACCAAAGACCAGAGAAACAGGAGGAGGAGCCCCACAACCGGAAAAGGAUGAGGCGGCCGCGGCGGCGACGAGCAAGACCGAGGCAGAGGAGAACAAGCCUGAAGCUGCCCCUUCUGCAUCUGAUGAGAAAUCUCUAAGCACUCUGCUUACUGAGGAAACAAAGGAGGCAGAGGAAGCUAAUAAGAAAGAAGAGGCCAAGGCAGAGGAAGCGAAGCCUGAAGAAACAGGGGAGGCAAAGGAAGAGAAAAAAGCAGAGUGAAAAUGAAGAUGAUGGUGGAGACUAAGAGCCUGUAAAGUUAUAUCAAUAUGUUAAUGUAAAACCUAAGCCUUUUCCUCCUCCUCCUCCUCCUCCUCCUCCUCCUCCUUCUUCAUUUUUUUUUUUGUUGGUAUUUGGUGAUUCUUCAACCUUUGUCCUUUCUUUUUGAGUUUAUUUUUGUUUUAAUUUUAUUUUGCGCAUGCAGAUGAGAAUGGAAUUAGAUUUGUAUGAAAAUUUGGAGAUUUCCUUA